AUGCCAACCCUCACUCCCAUCCCGGUCAGACAGAAUGGCCGCCAAAUCGAACGUCCGAGAACCCCAAGCAGACCUAGUACCUCGUCUUCUUCUAAAGAAAAUGAGGUUUCCUCAAAAAAUCCCGCGCCUCUGGCAGAUUACACCCUUGGAGACUGUCUGGGGAAGGGCGCAUUUGGAUCGGUAUAUCGAGCACUCAAUUGGGGAACUGGAGAAACCGUCGCUGUGAAGCAGGUGAGGCUCGCAGAUUUGCCAAAGAGUGAGCUGAGGGUUAUUAUGCUUGAAAUCGACCUUCUGAAGAACUUGAAUCACCCAAAUAUUGUUCAAUACCAUGGCUUCGUUAAGACGACGGACUCUUUGUACAUCAUUCUAGAGUACUGUGAAAAUGGCUCCCUCCACAGCAUCUGUAAAAACUUUGGAAAGUUCCCCGAAAACCUGGUCGGCCUCUAUAUGACUCAAGUUCUCCAUGGACUACUGUAUCUCCAUGACCAGGGUGUUAUCCACCGUGAUAUCAAGGGUGCCAAUAUCCUAACGACGAAGGAAGGCUUAGUUAAGCUGGCGGAUUUUGGAGUUGCCACAAGAACUACCGGACUUAGUGACUCGUCGGUCGUUGGAACUCCGUAUUGGAUGGCGCCGGAGGUUAUUGAGCUUGCAGGAGCUACUACAUCGUCAGAUAUCUGGAGUGUGGGAUGUACAGUGGUUGAACUUCUUGAUGGAAAGCCGCCAUAUCAUAAGCUUGCUUCCAUGCAAGCAUUGUUCAGAAUUGUCAAUGAUGACCAUCCGCCACUUCCGGAGGGAGCUUCGCCAGCAGUUCGAGAUUUCCUCAUGCAAUGUUUUCAGAAGGAUCCCAACCUCCGAGUUUCGGCCCGUAAACUACUGAAGCAUCCGUGGAUCGUCAAUGCGAAGAGAUCAGACUCUGUGGUGCGAACACCAACUACAAAGUAUGAUGAGGCCGUCAAAAGUGUACAGCAAUGGAAUGCGGCUCUACAGUCUCCAAAUGCCCCGAAAACAACCCGACCUUCCGUCCUUAGCCCCAAUCCUCCUCGACGUACACAUGUAUACAGUCUUGAGCCUGGGAAAGGGCCAUUGGCGUUGAGGUCUCGGCCAACUGAGGCGUUCAUGUCUCCAGAGAAGACCCUUGAGGAUGAUAACUGGGACGAUGAUUUUGGGUCUGUUAUAUCUGCGGCUGCCCUUCAGUUUCCUCGUAAUAAGAUCGCGGAUGGAAAUAUUGCAGGGCUGCAAUCUUUUGACCGAUUGAAGUCCUUUGCAUCCAACGAUGGCACAGACGAGAACUGGGGCGAUGACUUUGAAGGGGAUAUAACCAUUAAAAGUCCACCGAUCAUGGAUUUCGAGGCAGAUCCUAUGCAGACGAUAAGACCUUACUUUCCUCGUAGACAAAGCGAACCCUCCCUACCGAGUGACGAUAUAUCCACCACAAUGAUCCCAAUUACCGAGCCCCCGCCAUUGCCAACAACACCUACGAAAUCGAAACCGCGAAAGCUAAUGUUACCGUUUCGAAAUACGUCACGACAUCCAUCAGUAUUCAGAGAAGAUGCAUUCGAGGAUUAUUCUGAUCUUGCACCAGUUAACGAAGCAACAUUUGCUAAGAAAGUUGACUUAAUGAAGGAUGCGUCACUAAGUCCGCGACUUUUUCAUCCGAGUGAUCUCAAAAGUCUACCGAGAUCUACAAGUUCCUCUCAGCAUGGUAGUUUAAGGAGGCAAAUAUCAUUGGCGUUGGGAGAUACAGAAACGCAGGCACAUGCAAUACGGAGGUCACGGUCUUCGAUGGAGAUACAGAGAUUUGCGGAGCCCGAGGGCGAGGACGAUUAUUCGGAUAUAUUUGGUAGUGAAGGAGGAACUGAUGAGGCUGGCUCUGAGACUAGUGGUGAUGACCAUAGCUUGUUAUUAAACACCAAGCUUUCAAACAAUUCUUGGCUGGGAGACGAGGAGCCCGAUGAGGAUGAUCCAUUCGCCCAAUUAGAAGAAGGGUUUGACGAAAUGGAUCUCGAGGCAAAUAUUGCUAGAGAUAAAUAUGCACGACUUUGCAUCCAGGUUGAAGCCUUGGUUGGCUCAUUAAAAGAAAAUCAGUCGGAGGAAGACCUGGAUGAUAUCUCAUCCCAGUUGAUGGACGUCCUUCUGGAAUCCCCGGAAACAAGAAAUACUAUAAUUGGUGCUCAUGGUAUGUUACCAAUAUUAGAGGUUUUGGAGACUUGUAAGAAACGGGAAGUCAUCCUCAAGCUAUUGAAGAUUGUAAAUGCUAUCAUUUUCGAUGAUGUUGAAAUUCAAGAGAACUUGUGUUUCGUUGGGGGGAUCCCCAUCAUCACGAAAUUUGCGUCGAAGAAAUACCCAGGGCACAUCCGUCUGGAAGCCGCGGCAUUUGUAAGACAAAUGUAUCAAACUUCAACACUGACAUUACAGAUGUUUGUCAGCUGUGGAGGGUUGAAUGUUCUCGUAGAGUUUCUGGAAGAAGAUUAUGACGCCCAGAAGGAUUUAGUGCUCAUCGGAGUGAAUGGCAUUUGGAGCGUCUUCGAAAUGCAGGGCCCUACGCCAAAGAAUGAUUUUUGCCGGAUAUUUUCCCGAAGCUCGGUUUUGCAUCCAUUAUCAUUGGUAUUGUGUCAUGUUCUUGAUGAGGACGGGGAGUUGUCGGAUUUAUGCGUGGAACGUAUAGUCAACAUCUUCUACCUAUUUUCCCAAGCAGAGAACCAUGUCAAGGAAAUGGUGGCGGAUAGGAUAGUUUUGAAAAGAGUGUUAAAAGACCUGAAGCGGAUGGCGCCGUCUCAUCAGGUGGUAAUGUUGAAAUUCAUCAAAAAUCUGUCCAUGUUGUCGUCUACCUUGGAUACAUUGCAAAAUUCCAACGCAAUCGAGGUCCUGACUGAUCUUUUGACUGCCAGUAUGAACGCAUCACAUUUUAAGGAAAUUUCAAACCAAGUCCUGAAUACAAUGUUUAACUUGUGUAGAUUGAGCAAGUCUCGGCAGGAGGAGGCUGCUCUCCAUGGGAUUAUUCCAUUGCUCCAACGUAUCGUUAGUACGGAGCGGCCACUUAAAGAAUUCGCGCUACCUAUCCUUUGUGACAUGGCCCACUCUGGAAAGGUUUGCAGAAAGAUACUCUGGCAAAACAAGGGUCUUCAGUUUUAUAUAUCGUUACUCUCGGACCCGUAUUGGCAGGUUACUGCGCUUGAUGCCAUCUUUGUUUGGCUUCAAGAAGAGACAGCAAGAGUAGAGGAAAAGCUGCUCGGCGAGUCAUUUACUACAGCUAUCAUAAAUUGCUUCACAACUUCGAAAACAAACGCCUUCGAAAAUAUUCUUGACCCUUUGCAAAAAUUAAUGCGUUUAAGCUUACCGAUUGCUCAUGCCGUUGGCCAACCAGAGUUUUUUUCUCGAAUUCUCAGCAAGUUAUCUCACCACAAAGCCCUUGUUCGAUUGAAUCUUCUCAGGAUACUACGGACCAUCUGUGAUGCAAGCGAACAGAAAGAAGCCUUGAUCAGAAUACAUGGCAUGUAUAGCACGAUCUAUCGUUUGGCACAAAAGGAUAAUGCUGUGCUUGUUUCGAACCUUGCGGGAGAAUUGAUAAAAAUGUGUGCUGAGAGGGAGAAAGAGAAACGUGUGAGCUAUCGCAGUAGAGGACAUAGAAGCAUAUCGUCAAGCACCUCGUCAUCAUUUUCUAUGAGGGAGAGGGCUUUGUCUUCUUCGUCACAGCGGGGGAACGUCUCUAGCCUAUGGGGCUAUGAUGUGAAUGUGCCGGAAGGGUUGUACAAGAGAAGAAAAAGGUUCUCAGGAGAACGCCUCAAAGCUCGGGACUGA
This is a messenger RNA of Morchella importuna, 3798 nucleotides long. RefSeq lists its product as uncharacterized. NCBI's taxonomy places the organism in Eukaryota, Fungi, Ascomycota, Pezizomycetes, Pezizales, Morchellaceae. The record is from RefSeq and is a predicted model, not a curated record. Gene Ontology annotation, cellular component: cytoplasm. Bases 1 to 3798 code for a protein of 1265 amino acids. Gene Ontology annotation, biological process: protein phosphorylation. Gene Ontology annotation, molecular function: ATP binding; protein serine/threonine kinase activity. The transcript is spliced from 17 exons.